This is a messenger RNA of Homalodisca vitripennis (glassy-winged sharpshooter), 5575 nucleotides long. It is a transcript of the gene Sra-1, whose product is annotated as cytoplasmic FMR1-interacting protein. NCBI's taxonomy places the organism in Eukaryota, Metazoa, Arthropoda, Insecta, Hemiptera, Cicadellidae. The record is from RefSeq and is a predicted model, not a curated record. Gene Ontology annotation, biological process: cell morphogenesis; regulation of translation; cell projection assembly. Gene Ontology annotation, cellular component: SCAR complex; synapse; neuron projection. Gene Ontology annotation, molecular function: RNA 7-methylguanosine cap binding; small GTPase binding.
CUGUACAUCAUUGACUUGACAAUAAUUAGUCAUUGGUAUUGAGUCUUACUUGUAUUAUAGAUAAGAUAAGCUAUUGAAUUUAAUGUCUCGCAAAUUUUGAUUGUGUUAUAUGACUGUGACAGGAGAAUAUAGAUUGGUAUGGUGCUUCAUAAAGGCACGAAAUUUGGGUGCACUCAGUGAAUAUACUGAUAAAUAAUACAUGGAUUAGAUAGGGUUAGGGCCUACAGGGAAAUUACCACGACAUGGCUACUGACAAAGUGACACUGACUGAUGCCCUGUCCAAUGUUGAUGUCUUGGACGAGUUGACGCUCCCUGAUGAGCAACCCUGCAUUGAAGCCCAGCCCUGCUCUGUCGUCUACCAGGCAAACUUUGACACCAACUUCGAGGACAGGAAUGGCUUUGUUACCGGCAUCGCCAAGUACAUUGAGGAAGCUACUGUCCAUGCCAGUCUUAAUGAGUUGCUGGAGGAAGGGCUGGUCCAUGCUGUGAUGCUGUAUACUUGGCGAUGCUGCUCCAGAGCAAUCCCCCAACCGAAGUCCAAUGAGCAGCCCAACCGGGUGGAGAUCUACGAGAAGACUGUUGAGGUGCUGGCUCCUGAAGUCAACAAGCUCCUCAACUUUAUGUACUUCCAGCGCAAAGCCAUUGAGCGUUUCUCGGCUGAGGUGAAGCGUCUCUGUCACGCGGAGAAGCGUAAGGACUUUGUGUCUGAAGCGUACUUGCUCACCCUUGGCAAGUUCAUCAACAUGUUCGCUGUUUUGGACGAGCUUAAGAACAUGAAAUCUAGUGUAAAGAAUGACUACUCAACCUAUCGAAGGGCAGCCCAGUUUUUGAAGGUGAUGGCAGAUUCUCACACUCUUCAGGAGUCCCAGAACCUAUCCAUGUUCCUGGCUACCCAGAACAAGAUUCGGGACACUGUGAAGGAGAAUUUGGAGAAGAUACUAGGAUACGAGGACCUGCUGUCAGAUGUGGUUAACCUCGCUGUCCACAUGUUCGAGACAAAGAUGUAUCUAACGCCUAAUGAGAAGCACAUGCUUGUGAAGGUGAUGGGUUUUGGAUUGUUCCUCAUGGACAAUGAGAUAUGCAACAUCAACAAGUUGGAUCAGAAAAAGAAAUUGAAUCUCUGCAAAAUUGAUCGCAUAUUCAAGAAUCUGGAGGUGGUACCACUGUUUGGUGAUAUGCAAAUAGCACCGUUCAACUACAUCAAGCGCAGCAAACACUUUGAGCCGAGCAAGUGGCCGCUGAGCAGUUCUACCAACAUAAGCCCCCAGGCCGACCUGAUGGUUCACCUGCCCAGGAUACGCGACGACCACGUCAAGUAUAUCAGUGAGCUGGCAAGAUACAGCAAUGAGGUGACCACCACCUACAAGGAAACACGGACAGAUGUGGAGAACAAGGACACGGCGGACCUGGCGCUGAGAGGUCUCCAGCUGCUGUCAGAGUGGAGUAGUGUCGUCACCGAACUCUACUCCUGGAAGCUGCUGCACCCCACAGACCACCACCAGAACAACGAGUGCCCCCAGGAGGCAGAGGAGUACGAGCGGGCCACCAGAUACAACUAUACGGAAGAGGAGAAGUUUGCCUUGAUCGAGGUAAUAGCCAUGAUCAAAGGUCUGCAAGUAUUGAUGGCUCGCAUGGAGACAGUGUUCACAGAUGCCAUCAGACGCAACAUCUACGCAGAGCUGCAGGACUUUGUGCAGCUCGCACUGCGCGAUCCUCUGCGAAAGGCCAUCAAGAACAAGAAGGAUCUCAUCCGAAGUAUCAUCAUGUCUGUGAGGGAAACCUGUGCUGACUGGCAGCGAGGGGUAGAGCCUCAAGCAGACCCAGCCCUCAGGGGCAAGAAGGAUCCAGACCAAGGCUUUGGCAUCAAGGUGCCACGGAGGAAUGUUGGGCCAUCGUCCACCCAGCUGUACAUGGUGAGGACCAUGCUGGAGUCCUUGAUAGCUGACAAGUCCGGGGGCAAGCGUACGCUGCGUAAGGACAUAGACGGACAAUACCUCAUGCAGAUAGAUCAGUUCCACAAGACCUCCUUCUACUGGAGCUAUCUGCUUAAGUUUGGAGAAUCUCUCCAGGAGUGCUGUGACCUGUCCCAGCUCUGGUACCGGGAGUUCUACUUGGAGAUGACUAUGGGCCGACGAAUCCAGAAAUGCACAGUGCGCCAUCAGCACAACGAGGAGUGCAGUGACCUCAUCACCAUGGAGAAGAGGAUACAGUUCCCCAUCGAGAUGUCGAUGCCCUGGAUCCUAACAGACCACAUCCUCCGCACCAAGGAGCCAUCUAUGAUGGAGUAUGUGUUGUACCCACUGGACCUGUACAAUGACAGUGCCCACUACGCUCUGACCGUGUUCCGCAAACAGUUCCUCUACGACGAGGUGGAGGCUGAGGUCAACCUCUGCUUUGAUCAGUUUGUCUACAAGCUGAGCGAGCAGAUCUUCGCCCACUACAAGCAACUGGCCUCCAGUAUGUUACUGGACAAGAGGUUCCGUGUCGAGUGUCUGGCCAUGGGAACCUACAUGCUGCCGUACCCUCGCGCCAACCGCUACGAAACCCUGCUGAAGCAGAGACAUGUGCAGCUGCUGGGUCGUUCCAUAGACCUCAACAAGCUUAUCACUCAACGCAUCAACGCUGACAUGCAGAAGUCCCUGGACCUGGCCAUCAGCAAGUUUGAAGCCGGAGACAUCACCGGGGUUGUGGAGCUGGAGGGCCUGCUGCAAGUGAACCGUCUGUGUCACAAGCUGCUGAGCAAGUUCCUGGCUCUAGACCAGUAUGACGCUAUGUACAGAGAAGCCAACCAUAAUGUGCUGGCUCCGUACGGCCGUAUCACCCUGCACGUCUUCUGGGAACUCAACUACGACUUCCUACCCAACUACUGCUACAACGCCGCUACCAACAGGUUUGUGAAGUGCCGCGGCAUCAUGUUCACUCAGCCAGUCCACAGGGACAAGCCUCCACAGAUGGGCCACCACUACCUGUGGGGCAGCAAACACCACAAUCUGGCCUACACCACCAUCUACGGCCAGUACUCAGGUUUCGUUGGGCCGUACCACUUCCGCACCAUGUGCCACCUGCUGGGUUAUCAGGGCAUAGCUGUCGUCAUGGAGGAGCUGCUCAAAAUAGUCAAGUCCCUGAUACAAGGCAAUCUUCUCCAGUUCACCAAGACUCUAAUGGAAGCCAUGCCCAAGAUCUGUAAACUCCCAAGAUACGACUAUGGCUCUCCAGGUGUGCUGGGCUACUAUCACGCACAGUUGAAUGACAUUGUGCAAUAUCCUGAUGCCAAGACUGAGCUGUUCCACAACUUCCGAGAGCUGGGGAACACCAUCUUGUUCUGUCUGUUAAUGGAACAAGCUCUUAGUCAAGAGGAAGUUUGUGACCUGCUUCACGCUGCACCAUUCCAAAACAUCCUGCCUCGCCCAUACUGCAAAGAUGGAGAAAAGCCAGAGAACAAACAGAAGCGAAUGGAACAGAAGUAUGGCUCUCUGCAGAUUGUGCCCAACAUAGAGAGGCUAGGGACUGCCAAGCAAUCCAUGAUAGCUCGAGAGGGAGAUCUGCUGACCAGAGAGCGCUUGUGCUGCGGCCUUUCCAUAUUUGAGGUCGUGUUGUCUCGGCUAAGAGGGUUCCUGGACGACCCGAUCUGGGUGGGUCCUCCUCCUGCCAACGGAGUCAUCAACAUAGACGAGUGCACAGAGUUCCACAGAUUGUGGUCCGCUCUGCAGUUCGUCUACUGUAUACCUGUUGGUGACACAGAGUUCACUGUCGAAGAACUGUUCGGAGAGGGCUUGAACUGGGCGGGGUGUACCAUGAUCGUGCUGUUGGGCCAGCAGCGCAGGUUUGAGGCUCUGGACUUCUGCUACCACAUCCUGCGGGUGCAGAGAGUCGACUGCAAGGAUGAGAUUGUCAAAGGCAUUAACCUGAAGCGCAUGGUCGACCGCGUGAGGAGAUUCCAAGUCCUCAACUCCCAGAUCUUUGCGACUCUCAACAAGUACCUGAAGUCCAGCGACACGGAGGCCAUGAGUGUGGAGCAUGUUAGGUGUUUCCCACCCCCCAUCCACCCCUCACUGGCUGCCCACGCCCACUACUACCGGCCCGAGCACUUGCACCAGGUCAUACAGAACUGACUGCGGCACCGGCCACACCAGUAGCCUACCACUCCCACCGUCAAUCAGACACCAGAGUUCCGGAGGAGGUUUUAUUCAUUUCACCAGAUAUAAGUUCAAAACUGUUAGUUUUAUGAGGCUUCUCCUUUUUUAUUUUAGAUAUUCCAAGUGCAAUGAGUUGUAUAAAAUACUUUGUAUAUAGAAAAGACAUUGUAUAAGGUUGAGUGUGAUUCGCUUUCUUGGUUCCAGUCAAGAGGAUGUCUCUCGUUAAAUCAAGAUGUCCUGGUGUUUCCGUAGUUAAGGUUCACCAGUAACUCCAUUUGAUGGUAAUACUUCAUUAGUUAACGUAUUUUAUACAUGCGUUCAAUGGCUUUUCCAUAUACAAUGUGUAUAUGUGUUUUAGGUUGUAAUCCCAAGAUAUCGUUAAAAUACUUUUGGAUUUACUUUAGUUUUCCUCCAACCUGCAAGGUUACUGUAUGUCCUUUCUGUUGAAGUACAAAUCGAUACAAAGAAUACAAUGUGGAAGUCAACUCGACAAUAAAACUCGAACCUCAAAUAUGAGAUAAUGAAACAUCAAACUCUGAUUUACUAGCAGCUAUGUUGGAAGUAAACUGCUGCAAGAGAAGUAAGGCCCCACAGUCUUCCCAAAUGCAUGUUCCUAAACCUGUAACACGUAAAAUAUCAACUCUAUACUUUAGAAAGGUUUUUACAGUAUGUUUAAAUUCUGUAAAAACUGACUGAAACACAAAUUCGAAUAGAUUUUCAGCACUUUUAUUACCAGCAGCAGAAUUACAUUGCCUUUCAGUGAAUCUCUUCAAGAAUGGGUGAAUUAAUUAAAGGGUUCGGUUUGGUCACAAGUUUAUUGUAACCUUAAAUUUUGUUCCAGGUUUACAGUAAACUGUGUAUUACAUCCCAGCUACUAAAUAAUAAUAUUUGGAACUUUCAAAUUCAGACUUAAAGAAUAUGAAGUGUGAUUACAAUUUGUAGGAAAUGGCAUAGGGAUGCAACUGACAAUUUUAUAUUUACCUGUUGUAUAUAAUAUUCUAUUUUAUAACCAGUAUUUAAUAUUGUCAAUUAAUUAUUUAUUGUAAUAAUCAGUGAUGUUUUUAUCGUUAGGAUAGGUUGCACUUGAAAAGAUCUGGAUUGGUACUGUAAAUAUUUGUAAAUUAAGCUUAAGUUCGUAAUUGAUUGCUGGCCUACAGCACUAAACCCAGCUUAGUGCACUCAUGUCCAUUUAUUGUAUUGUUUUCAUAAACAUUAUUCAGUUAUAGUAAUAGUGACAGUUAUAGUUGAUUUCACAUCCAUGUACUGUAUUAAAUUUUACAUAUUAUGCACAAUAUUAGUCAGUAUAACGUACAACAUUUGAAUACUAUAUAAAAAUAUUACCUAUCAUCCACAGAAUUUUAACAUAUAAAUACCCUGUAUUGUAUUAUUUGUAAUGUAUUAGAAAAUAAUAUUUUAUAUUAAACAGUUAAAUAUUUACA